AUGUCUACUGCAAACGAAAAUAACAAUCAAAUUAUCAAAGAUCCUCAAGAACAAAUAGUAAAUCCUUGGAAUGUUCGUGGAGCAAUCAUUGAGGGAGAACCGCAAGCAAUUAAUUAUGACAAAUUGAUCGAACAAUUUGGUACAAAAUCAAUCGAAAAAGAUCUCUUGGAAAGAUUUGAAACUUUAACGGGAAAAAAAUGUCAUGUAUGGCUACAAGAAGUUUUUGAUGUACCACUUGUCAUUCAAUUGACCGAUGAUGAAAAAUUUCUUUUUAGAGCAGACCUUACACUAGAAGAUGCUAAUAAAUACGCAUAUGAAAAUGCAAAAGAUAUUGUUGCUUGUGGAUUUAAACUUGAAAAAACUUAUAUUUUCUCGAAUCUUGACUCUAUUAGCGGUCCGUUUUAUCGUAACAUUGUAAGAAUAGCAAAGUGUAUCACAACCAGUCAAUUGAAAUCUACUUUUGGCUUCAAUGAUAGCGAUAAUAUUGGAAAACUUCAUUUUGCCGCGAUUCAAUCUGCACCUUCGUUUUCUAAUACUUUUCCUCAAAUAUUUGGUACCGAUAGUGAUAUUCCUUGUUUGAUUCCCUGUGCUAUUGAUCAGGGUUCUCAAACAAAAAUGAGUGCUUCUGUUGAUAAUUCUGCAAUUUUUAUGACUGAUACUCGAGACAAAAUCCAGACAAAGAUUAAUAAAUAUGCCUUUUCUGGUGGUGGUGAUACUUUAGAGCUUCAUAAACUUCAUGGCGGUAAUCCUGAUAUAGACGUGGCGUAUCAAUAUUUGCGCGUGUUCUUGAACAAUGAUGAAGAAUUGGAUAAUCUAUAUAAAACUUAUAAAUCUGGUGAAUUGAUGACUAAUGAAUUGAAGGCUGUGUGUAUUAAAGUAAUACAAGAAUUUGUUGGCGAUUUUCAAAAGCGUAAAUCAGAAAUUAGUGACGAACUAGUACGUCAAUUCAUGGAUUCCAAUAGAAAAAUCCACAUUUAA
This is a messenger RNA of Entrophospora sp. SA101, 978 nucleotides long. NCBI's taxonomy places the organism in Eukaryota, Fungi, Glomeromycota, Glomeromycetes, Entrophosporales, Entrophosporaceae. The record is from the annotation of a GenBank genome assembly.